AUGGCCUGCGGUGGGACGGCCGAGGCUGGGCUUGCUUUGCGGAGGACUCGCGUCUGCUCUGGUACAGCUUUGCAGCUGCUCCAUGAGACUGUGAAAAGAAAGCUUGAUAGUGCUGCUUCCCCUCAGAAUGGAGACCAGCAGAAUGGCUAUGGUGAUGUAUUUUCUGUGUCCAAGAAACUGCGUCGUGAUGAUGGUCUUGGUGGAGUGAGCGGUUCUUCCAAUGGAAUGCCCCCUGUGUCUCCACUCCAUCAUCUUGACAAGAAAUCUGGCAGUGGAGAUACCUUACAACUUAAUGGAAAACAUCCGAUGGGGCUAGAUGGCAUCAGCAAGAAGUGUCUUCCAGAUUCCAGCCUGCAGAUGAAUGGAGGUGGUGAUGCUGAUGACUCAUUUCCUCUGAGUUUGAACAAAGAGCUGAAGCAGGAGCCUGUAGAUGAUCUUCCAUGUAUGAUUGCUGGAGCAGGGGGUUCUAUAUCUCAGAAUAACUUGAUGCCUGAUCUUAAUCUUAAUGAGCAGGAGUGGAAGGAACUUAUUGAGGAGCUUAAUAGAUCAGUGCCCGAUGAAGACAUGAAGGAUCUCUUUAAUGAAGACUUUGAGGAGAAAAAAGAUGCGGAUUCUUCAAAUUCAGCUGCACAGACUCCAUUGCCACAAGAUAUUAACAUAAAGACUGAGUUUUCCCCAGCACCCUUUGAACAGGAACAGAUGGGAUCUCCCCAGGUGAGAUCCACUUCAUCAGGUCCAGCAUUUAUUGGUGCUGCUUCCGUACCUGUAAGUGCCGCUUCUCCAGCGGUUGGUAGUUCUCAGGCUAUGUUUCAGCCUUCCAGUCAGUCAAUGACUGAAAAUCCUAAUCAGCCCAUGAUGCAGGCAUCAAACCACUCUCAGAACGUCCAGAGGCCUCUCCCCAAUGUGUUGUUACCUGGGAAGGGUGCAGGAAGUGCCAAAGAAAUGUCUUCUGCUCAUCAACUUCAGCAGAUUGCUGCCAAGCAGAAGAGAGACCAGAUGUUGCAGAACCAGCAGCAAGCUUCACAAGUCCAUCAAACAAAUCAGAUGUCUACGUGGCAACAGUCUGGGCCUUCUCAUAGUCCACUGGCUGUCCCAUAUACCAUGGAAAAUCCCACCAGCCCAUUGGUUUACCAGCCAGACUUCAACAAUCAGAAACUCAUGAUGCCUAAUAUGGGAAAUAAAAGCUCGCCGAGAGCUGGAGGCAAUUACCAUGUGAACAUUUUGGGUCAUCAGCAAAACAGCUUGAACCAGAACCCUGUGAAUAGUCAAGGCUCUAUGCUAGACUAUGGGAACACCAAACCUCUUUCACAUUACAAGGCAGAAUGUGAACAGGGGGUUACAGUACCUGGUCAGAACAAGGCUCCCAUGUUGGCAUACAUACAACAGCGCCAGCAGCCACCGCUGUCUCACGUAAGCGAUGACCAAAAUGGGAUGAUCCUGUUGAAACCCAAGUCUGGAAACAUUGCCUACCGACUACCACACAGCCAGGAUCAAAACCCUUCUCCUAACGUUCCUCGCGUUCCCGUUUCUGUCCCGGGCCCUGGUGUGGGUGCCCAGGCUCCCAACGUCUCCAUGGCAGGUAACCACAGCAACCCACCUUAUCUCAGCAAUCAGCAGCAAGCAGCAGUGAUGAAGCAACACCAAAUGCUGAUGGACCAGCAGAAGCAGAGGGAGCAGCAACAAAAGCACUUGCUCAUGGAGCAACAGAAGCAGCAAUUCCUAAUGGAGCAGCGACAGCAACAUCUUCUGGCUGAGCAGGAGAAACAGCGGCAGCAGCAAGAGCAACAGCUGCAGCGGCAUUUGACUCGACCACCUCCCCAAUAUCAGGAUCAACCGCAGAAUCUGUACCAGCAACAGGUUGGACAGUUCACAG
Messenger RNA from Pelecanus crispus (Dalmatian pelican), 1873 nucleotides. The record is from RefSeq and is a predicted model, not a curated record. Lineage: Eukaryota; Metazoa; Chordata; Aves; Pelecaniformes; Pelecanidae.